AGAUAGUCAGGCGCGCAUGCGCUUUACGCGCGUUGGGGUAAACUUCGGCUGAUGCAGACAGGCAGCAGGUGAUGGGAAGCACAUAAAGAAGCGUUAAGGAUCGAUUACUGAAUAUCCGGUCUGAAAGAUGGCAUCCGACUCUGAAGUUUGCGGGUCUGGUCACAUGAUCGACUCAGGCUGCCAUGUUUUCGGAGUGCGUUCCUAUUUGCAUCACUUCUAUGAGGAGUGCACAGCUUCAAUGAGGGAACAGCAUGAGGACCAGAGCCAGAGAUCAUCCCUGCAGUGGAGUCUAUGGAAGGUUGCACUUGCUCUUGGUGCUGCGCUCCUGGUGGUGGGACUGGUGGUCAUGACAGUGGGCUACGCCAUCCCCACUCGCAUCGAGGCAUUUGGCGAGGGAGAGCUGCUGUUCGUGGACCGCCAGGCCAUGCGUUACAAUCGCUCGCUUCACGUGUGUGUGCUGGUCGGGACAGGGAUUCUCACGCUGGGUGGAGUACUGAUGGCAGGAGGAAUCCUGAUGUCUAACUUCUCCACAGCUCCCACACCCACGAGACAGGAAGAGUCCAGUCCACGUUCAUCCAGAGGAGAACGGAAAGCAGGAACCAGAAUCGCGGGCGUAAUGAAAAGCCCAGCAGAUCCGGUAAUGAAACCUCCCAGUCCAGCCUCAAGUGAUGGAGGAGAAUCUCCUCUUGCUAGGAAUGAUAAAGCUCAGAAGGGUUUGUAAAAGCCGUAUGACAAUGCUCGUUCAAGUGUGCUGUCGAAGUAUUAAACAAAUGCUCCUUGUUUAUUUCUUUAAGAAAGUUGGGAGUGAAUGGUUUGUGUUAAAGGUUUAAAAAAGCCUUCAAUUGAAAAAUCUGUUGUUUUAUUAUCUCAAAACAUGUAGAGUAAAACUAUGGCGUCUGUUAUUCUGUAUUUGUCUUUGUUCUUGUGAAAAUAAUUACGGUAUAGUUAUGGAUUAAAUGUGAGCCUGGAUCACAAAACCAGUCAUAAGGGUUAAUUUUUUUUUUAAUUAAGAUUUAUACAUCUGAAAGUGAAUAAAUAAGCUUUGCAUUGAUGUAUGGUUUGUUAAGAUAGGACAAUAUUUGGCAGAAAUACAACUAUUUUAUAAUCUGGAAUCUGAGGGUGCAAAAAAAUGGAGAAAAUAGCCUUUAAAGUUGUCCAAAUGAAGUUCUUAGCAACACACAUUACUUUUAUUACAAAAAAAUUACAGAAUAUCUUCAUGGAUCAUGAUCUUUAUUUAAUAUCCUAAUGAUUAUUGGCAUAAAAAAAUCAAAAAAUUUGAGGCAUACAAUAUAUUGUUGGCUAUUGCUACAAAUAUACCCUUGCGACUUAUGACUGGUGUUGUGGUCCAGUGGGUGUUGUUUUACAGAAAGAUUGUACCUUUAAGAUCUUUUGUGUUUGGUAACCAUGGUAAUUUCAGUUAGGACCUUAUUUAAGACAAAAGCUAUUACACUACAUUAACGCUUGACGUAAGGAUUGUCUGAAGCGUGGCCAACAGCCAAUCACAGUGGCAGCAACGCAUGCGCAGGUCUUGCGUAAAUGAAAUUGGCUGGCUCGCACUAGUUUAUUUGCAUAAGGAGAUGUGAUUGGCUGACGCACGCGUUUGCGAAUGAAAGGUUUAUGAAUGUUCAACUUCUGCCGCGAGCAAUGGCAGUGACGUGACGUUGAGGAAUCAACAAUUCAGUUCGGCAAAGCAUGACGUCACUCAUUGAAAGUGAAUGGGAACCGUUAACGCUUUCGCCCUGUGUGAACGUACCGUAACAGAAUAAAGUUUCUAAGGGGGCGUGCACUCCACAGCGCUGAGCGCCGAGAGUUAAAACCUUUUGGUGAAACGCUCAGCUCGUCAAUGUCACUUCUCACUCGCCGUCCAAUCACAGUGGAGGAGGGGCGGGACAAAUAUUACAACAACCAACCGACGCAUCAGUCAAUGACUGAUAAACAAAGCAGAAGAAUCAUAGCAACCAAAGCACUCUGCUGAAAAAAAAUCUGGCAAAUGCCUACAGUCGGCAUCCGUUGGCGUUUUUAGCCGCAUUUAAAUGCUUUGGUGUGCAUGCUACUUUAGUGCAUUAUCUUAUUUUGUACCAGGGGUCUGUUGAAUGCUGUAUUCUGAUUGGUUGAGAAAUGUUCCACGGGUAUGCAUUAUUUUUCGAUAACCGCACACCUAACUUGCCAAAUGUCUUAAAAAUGGGCACCAGAGCAAUGUUUGUGGUGACCGUGGUAUAAGUGGAAUAAUUGACUGCGGUCCUUUGAAUUAUUUGAAAAUAAUGCACACCCACAGUGUUACUCCACUUUGCGUUGUGCUGCAUUACUACCUUGGGUGUGCAUUAUUGUCUAAUAAUUCAAUAGCCUAUCGUCAAUUUUUCCUUACUUAACUUUAUGGGAACCCGACAGGUAUCCUACCAGAAAACUAAAAUGAAAGCCAGCUGUAACAAUCACAUUAUGAUAAACCUGCACAUUGUUACUGUGUUUCAAUUGUAUUUUAUUUUUACUGAUAAAUUGGUGUACUCCUGCCCAGGGACAGCAGAUGAAAUUUAGCUUUGUAGCUAAUUCUGGGGUAGUAUUAUUACUGUCCAUUGUCCCUGACAAAUAAAGAACUAAAUAAAAAAUGCUUAUUUUUUUACCUUCACAAAUGGCCACUACAUCACUCCAUUAUUCAUAUUCAAUGUUUUUUAAUAAAUGUUAAAUGUUUAAAUGUAAUGCUAACUCACGGAUGAUGUUUAGCACAUUAAUGCUAAAAAAAAAAAACACAGACUGUGAUUACAAUUCAUUUAAUAAAAUUGAUUUUUUUUGCCCCA
This is a messenger RNA of Paramisgurnus dabryanus, 2792 nucleotides long. It is a transcript of the gene nrsn1l, whose product is annotated as neurensin 1-like. Gene Ontology annotation, biological process: nervous system development. Gene Ontology annotation, cellular component: neuronal cell body; neuron projection; transport vesicle. NCBI's taxonomy places the organism in Eukaryota, Metazoa, Chordata, Actinopteri, Cypriniformes, Cobitidae. The record is from RefSeq and is a predicted model, not a curated record.